GAGAACUUUAUCACUAAAUCAGCAACCGCAUCCAAACAUGCUGUACUCGUAUCCUCAACUAUUAUUACUCGUUUGGCUGGCAAUUGUAGCUGGUCAGGAGGAUAUCCUGCCAACAGCAGUCAACAGUCGUCCAGGUCCACAGGAUGGUCGCAUUGUCGGUGGCUGGGCGACAAACAUCACGCACUUUCCGCAUCAGGUCUCCUUGCAGUUGGGCACUCGACAUAUCUGUGGCGGUACAAUAAUUGCACCCAAUGUUAUUCUCACUGCCGCCCACUGUGUGGUGAAAGUCGACGAGCCUCAGAGCUACUCCAUAAGAGCCGGGUCCACUUUGUGGUCAAGUGGUGGCAGCUAUAUCCGUGCACGUCGCAUUAUACCCCAUGGACAAUUCAAUGCUCCCACGCAUAUGAACAAUGACAUUGCCUUGGUAUUGCUGCAAAAGUCACUUGUCUAUAGUUCAGCUAUACAGCCCAUUAGUUUGGUCGUGUCCACGGAUAAUGUGCCCGUCCAGGCGCAGCUCUUUGUCAGCGGCUGGGGAUCCACAUCGGUUGACCAGGUGGUCACGUCGCCGCGUCUGCAUUAUACCACAGUUGUCCAAAUGGAUCGCCUGCGAUGUACACAAAACUAUUUUGGCGCUGGCACCGUUACCGGAACUAUGUUCUGUGCCGGCAGCAAAUCUGGACUCGGCGAUCGUGACAGUUGCAUGGGAGAUUCGGGUGGUCCGCUGAUCACCAAAGUUGGUGGACGCUUUAAGCUACUCGGCAUUGUCUCCUGGGGUUUGGGCUGUGCCAAUGCUCAGUAUCCGGGCGUCUACACCUAUGUCACAGCCUAUGGAGCCUGGCUAGCACAGACUCUAAGCACCUUAGCCUAGUGCUACAUUUUUGUUAACUAAGAUUUUUGCUGCUUUCAAGUGCUCACUGUAUAUUUAAGUACACAAAUAUGAAAUAUUUAAUUUGCAUUUAAUUGCUUUUGUAAGUUAAAAGUACGUAGUUCCUAUGUAAAAGUUUGAAAUGUCUAAAACUUAUGAAGACUCAGAUGAAAUUGUUAAUCAAC
This is a messenger RNA of Drosophila innubila, 1050 nucleotides long. Its product is annotated as trypsin alpha. The record is from RefSeq and is a predicted model, not a curated record. Lineage: Eukaryota; Metazoa; Arthropoda; Insecta; Diptera; Drosophilidae. Bases 38 to 868 code for a protein of 276 amino acids. Gene Ontology annotation, biological process: proteolysis. Gene Ontology annotation, molecular function: serine-type endopeptidase activity. The transcript has a single exon.